AUGAAAAUUUAUCAAAUAUUAGGUACUUCGAUAGCUAUACCUGGUUGUAGUAUACUGGAAGCACUAAAUGCUCUUCCACCUGGUGCAAUUUUGUCAGCAUCUUACAUAGGUCUCACUGGAUCAGCGCUACUUUCAUUAGUUUCAUUGCCUUUUAGAAAUACCAUUGGUUUUUUAUAUGUGAGUAAAAAUAAUGAAAAAGUUAAAAUAUCUUCAAUGGACUUUUGGGGACGAAGAAGAGACAAAACCAUACCAGUUGAUGACUGGAUUCCAUUACUUGAAUUGAGCCCUAAGAAAAUGGAUCCUUUGUAUCUUACACCUCAAAUUGCAGAUGGAUCAAAAUAUAAGUUAUUUAUUAAGUUUGGAAAUAUUAUGAAUCAAACAAAAAUGAGUCUAGUUUUAGAAUAA
Molecule: messenger RNA, 405 nt
Organism: Arctia plantaginis
Lineage: Eukaryota; Metazoa; Arthropoda; Insecta; Lepidoptera; Erebidae
Source: the annotation of a GenBank genome assembly